Molecule: messenger RNA, 5707 nt
Organism: Vombatus ursinus (common wombat)
Lineage: Eukaryota; Metazoa; Chordata; Mammalia; Diprotodontia; Vombatidae
Product: olfactomedin-like protein 2A
Exons: 8
Coding region: 73-2013 (646 amino acids)
Biological process (GO): signal transduction
Source: RefSeq, a predicted model, not a curated record
UCAGGGACUUAACUGCGAGUUGAGCCCAGCCCAGCCGCUCGUCCCUCUUGUCCAGCCUGUCCAGCCCUAGCCAUGGCCCGACGCGGACUGCUCUGGUUGCCACUGGUGCUCUACGUCGCCUCAGUUAGGGCCAACAGCAAGGUAUUUGGUGAUACUGAACAGGUUCAGAUGACGUCUGAGGGCUCUGACUGCCGCUGCAAGUGCAUCCUGAGACCCCUGAGCAAAGACGCCUGCAGCCGCGUCCGCAGUGGGAGUAUGAGAGUGGAGGAUUUCUACACAGUGGAAACUGUGAGUUCUGGGACUGAUUGCCGCUGCUCCUGUACUGCACCACCUUCCUCUCUCAACCCCUGCGAGAAUGAAUGGAAGAUGGAAAAGAUCAAGAAACAGGCACCAGAACUCUUCAAGCUCCAGUCCAUGGUCGACCUCCUGGAAGGGACAUUAUACAGUAUGGACCUGAUGAAAGUCCAUGCCUACAUCAACAAAGUGGCCUCUCAGAUGAACACACUGGAAGAGACCAUUAAGACAAACCUUAGCCGGGAGAAUGAUUUCAUGAAAGAAAGCGUGGCCCACUUGACCCACCAGAUGAAGCGUUAUGAGAACUACUCAGACAUCAUGAUGAGUAUUAAGAAGGAGAUUUCCAGCCUGGGCUACCAGUUGCUACAGAAGGAUGCAGCUGCUGGUCCUGAGAGCAAAGCCCAGGAGACAGCUGGUGGAAAAGGCAGAGAAGCCAGCAAAUAUUCUGGAGUCAAGAAAAACUUUGGGGACAAGGCUGUCCCAAGGCCUCCCAAAGACAAGCUUCUGAAGGUGGAGAAGGUGAGAAAAGACACUGUGAAGGGCAAAGCCCUGCAGGCCACAGCUAGGCCCCGGGUCCUCCCACACCAGCAAGCAGUAAUCCGGGGCAUCACCUACUACAAAUCCACAAAGCAGGAAGAGGUGGAAGAUGCAGCUGAAAACACCCUCAAGGGAGUAACGGGACUGGAGCAGCAGGAAAUCAAGCUAGAAGGAAGACACCUGGAACCCAACUCUGAUGAGCAGGAGGAAGUGGGGGCUACAGAUGAAGGAGACCCCACCCCUGGUCCUCCCACAAGCACUACCCCUCUUCCCACCACCAUGGUUCCAACCACCACCACCACCACCACUACUACCAACAAUCCUCUGGUCACCAUACUGUCCAUUGGAUACAAUGCUGCAGGCCCCAAUGGGUCAGAAAGUCCUAACCAAGUCAAAGAAGUGGGGUGUGAAGGCACCAUCAAGUCUGUUGACCCCCCUAUGAAGCAGCACAGCUAUGGGCGGAAUGAGGGGGCUUGGAUGAAGGACCCUACAGCCCGGGAUGACAAGAUCUAUGUCACCAACUACUACUAUGGGAAUAGUCUGGUGGAGUUCCGUAACCUGGACAAUUUCCAACAAGGCCGCUGGAGUAACAUGUAUAAACUUCCGUAUAACUGGAUUGGGACGGGCCACGUGGUGUUCCAGGGUGCUUUCUAUUACAACCGCGCCUUCACCAAAAAUAUCAUCAAAUACGAUCUCCGGCAGCGCUAUGUGGCAGCCUGGACCCUGCUCCCAGAUGUGGUAUAUGAGGACACUACCCCAUGGAAGUGGCGAGGCCACUCUGACAUUGACUUUGCUGUGGAUGAGAGUGGCCUAUGGGUCAUUUACCCGUCAGUGGACGAGGGCGGCUUCUCCCAGCAGGAGGUGAUUGUGCUGAGCCGGCUGGACCCUGGUGACCUGUCUGUGAGGCGGGAGACCACCUGGAAAACCCGACUGAGGCGCAACUCCUACGGGAAUUGCUUUCUAGUCUGCGGGAUCCUGUAUGCAGUGGAUGUCUACAACCAAAGGGAAGGGCAGAUCUCCUAUGCCUUCGACACACACACCAACACUGAUGCCUACCCCAAGCUGCCGUUCCUCAAUGAGCACUCUUUCACCACCCAGAUUGACUACAAUCCCAAGGAGAGGGUCCUCUAUGCCUGGGACAAUGGCCACCAGGUUACCUACACUCUCCAUUUUGUGGUCUGAGAGAAGUCGGGGUCCUCUCUCCCACCACAGUGGGAAGCACUUUUUGACCACCACCACCACCACCACCACCCCCGAAGGCAUAAAGGAGGAGGCCACAGGUGAACAGUGCUCCCCUCUGAGAUUACUCAUGAUAGCCCCCAUGCUCACAGAGCACGGGUGUAUUGGGAACAUUUCUGGGGUGGCCCAGACUGGAGUGGUGUUACUGGAGGCAGGGAGAGAGAGACAGAGCAGAGAGAGGGGCAUACUUUAUAGAAGACUUGGAAUAGGCUUUACCUAUCCCUAAAUGCUUUCUCGAGCUAGACCCCCAUCCUCUCUCCCUCCUUUCCUCUUUCUCCCUUCUACUGUCUCUUCAUUCUUGAAAUAAAAUUCAAUUGCCCUUGUGUUCCCAGGGGACUUCUUGCAGCCAGAACCAGAAGACAGGCCACUGUAGCACGGAGAAUGAGAGAAUCCUAGAACCUCUGGGUUGAAAGGAACCUUUGAGGUCAUCUAAUCCAAACUGACCCUUUACUGAGAGGCCUCUGAGGACUGAAAUAUUUUGCCCUCUUUAAUAGAAAUCGGGGUCAACAUAAUUUCCUACCAGAAUAAAUGCAUAUGACUAUAUAAUAUAGAAAGAUUACAUAUAUAACACAGUACUUCAAAGACCUGAGAUGCUCUUGGUAUGGCUGCUCUUUCUCCCAGUGCAGGUUCUAACUAGCACCAGGCCCCCACCCCCAAGUGAGUGGUUUCAUGGGUUUCUGGAGCCAAAAAAAUUCAUCCCCUGGUGGCCAUCCUUCAAUGGAGGAGCCCUCUGCACUUUGCUAGGCUGGCUGGUCUCCGUGUCACUACUAGAGCAUGGCUUCACUGGCAUGGCCUAGGAGAACCAGGGGUCCCCUCUAGACCGUGAGGAUGUAUCAGUGGGAAAAAUAUCAGUGAGGUUACAACUAUAUAUAUGUAUAUGUUUGUGUGUACCAAAUACAUGUAUGUAUAUAUACACAUGUAUAUGCAUGAUAUACAUAUGUGUGUCUGUUUUUAUAUACAUACAUGUACACAUAUACCUAUAUGUGCAUGUGUGUGUACAUAGCUUAAUGGCAAAACAGAGGUAAUGAGAAAGCACUCUUGGUUUGUCUUUUUCUCCCUGUUUGUCUGUCCAAGAAACAGUCAUUUCCCUGGGUUUAAUUUAAUUUAAUUUAGUGCAGUAUAGCCGAGUAGAAAGAGCGCUACUUAUGGAAUAAAAAAAGCCUAAGUCUCACAAAUGGCUCUGAUACUUGAUCCGUGAAAGACCUUGGGCAAAUCAGGUCCCCUCUCCUCUCUUGGGGCCUCCAUUUCCUCUUCUGUAAAACAAAAGAGUUGAACUGGAGAACCUCUAAGUCUUGUCCUGGCUCUAAAUCUAUGAUCUAUUGAACUGAGAAGAAAGGUGUGGACUAGGUGCAAGGGGGAUCUGUUCUUGCCUCAGCUGGGGGUCCUGGGUUCAAAUCCUGACUUUGCGAGUGACUGCCAGUGCCCGCUUGGACAAAUCCCUUCAUGUCUGCCAGCUUCAGUUUCCUUCUUUGUGAAAAUAAGGGAAUCAGAUUAGAUGACCUCUCAAGUCCCUUCCAACUUUAAAUCCUGUGGUCCUACGGACUUAUUCCAGUUCAACAAAUGUUAAGUGUCUUCUGUAUGCAAGAGAGCCCUGGUUUAGGGGACAUUUUCCGUUGCUUGGUAAACCUGGGCUGUAUUUAGCCUCAGGCCUCUUCAGGCUGCUCUGAUCCAAAUUCAGGCCCGUGGCUUCCUCAUCUCUUGGGAUGCUGUUGUACACUGUCCGACACACAUUCCAUCCCUCCACAGUCACCCACGAGCCGGCCUGAAAUCAAAUACCAAGAAAACAUGAGAACUUGUUCCAAGGUCCUCUCCCUUUCUUCUACACUGAUUUUUCUUUUGUAAUUCAUAAAUGUUGUCAUCUAUUUCUGCAGUUGGGGCCCAAGAAUGCUGUAAGUGCCUGUGUGCCAGGAAAUGUUGGGAGGGGAGCACUGUUUCCAUCAGGUCGUCCACCUCCUCUCCCACCCCCCCCCACAGUUCUGGCCCAGCCUGAGGCUCCCUCCCACUGCAGAAAUGCUUGCUUUGGCCAAAUGCCUGAUAUCUUUGCCCUCCACCCCACUCCCCACCCCCACUCCCAUAUUGGUAUCAUGCAAUAGAUGAUCUUGGCAGCUUUCACAGUAUCCCCAAACUGAGGUUCCCAGAGUGCACCUGCUAAAGGCGUAUGACCUUUAACAAGUCAUUUCUCUAGGCCCCAGUUUCCUCAUCUGUAAAAUAAGGGAUUUAGACUAUGUGAUCUCUAAGCUCCCUUCUAGUUCUGAAUCCUAUCACAAUGGGCAUUUUAAACAUGCUUCCUACAUACUCAGGGAAACUUUCAUCAGACUAAUCACUUGUCCCAAACCAUACUGCGAAUCACCACCUUUGCUAUUUGCCAGGCUAUGGAAUUCAGUAUUGUUCUAAAUAUAGGCUGACCAUUCCCCAAAUACAGACUACAUUCUUAAAAUCAGAUAUUUUUGGAAGAAGAAAGAGCAAUGAACAGUGGGUAGAAGUUAUGGAAACAGCUCAACAGAAGGAAAACCUCUUCCCAGUUAGAAAUAGCUAAGAGUGGAACGGGCUGCUUUUAUGAGGUCGUAAGGGCCUCAUUGCUAGAGGGCUUCGGGUAAAGGCCAGUCGUCAGAGAUACAGGACAAGGGAUUCCUGCUCAGGUACCUGUUGGACCAGGUGACGUGCAAGGACCCUUCCAGCUCUGAAAUUCUGUAAUUUGAUAGAGGAGCUUGAUAGAGCACUGGAUUCUAGGUUAAAGAAGUCCACUUUGCUUCCUGGCUCUGCUACUUGUCCCUGUGUGACCUUGGGCAAAUCAUUUGACCUCUUUGGGCCUCAGGUUCCUCCUCUGUCAAAUAAGGGGGAUAUCUAAGGUCCCUUGCAGCUCUAAGGUUCUGUGAUUCUUAGAAAAACAACCUACGGACUUAAGCUGAACAAUGGUACCCAUUAUGGGCUGAACUGGGAGUAGUUUCGAAGGGGAGGAUGAGAAUAGUAUGGCCUAUACUCAGACCAGUAUUGUGCGUGCAAAGAGCAGCUUCUUCCAUCCUUCCUUUUGAACUCCCACCCUAGUUCUGCUGGAUCCAGUCCAAACUAUCAGCAUUGGGACAUCCUAUGUAAUUUGUAUCUUGAUGGCUGGGGGCCCAGACAGCAGGAGUCCUGAAAUCUUCUAGCCUGGGAGGAGCUUUGUAUCUGGUUUGUGGCUGGCAAAGGCUUUCCCAAGGAGAGAGGAGACCUGUUACUGACCAGAGACAGCUAGGGGUUGUGAGAAAGAAAAAAAUCAGGGAAGGUUGUGAGGAAGAAGGGACCAGGCUUUUCUGAAAGCCUACAAGCCCUAAAGGCUUUCCUUCAAUGGGAGAAGCACAGUCAGGUCUGAAUGAAGCCAUGGAGUGGGGAGGGCAAACAGUCUUGGAUUGGACAUGGAGGUACCUGAAUUUGAGUGCUGAGGCUGCUAGUAAUUCACCAUGUAACCUUGAACAAACCCUAACCUCCUAAUUUUUUGUCCUCUUCAAUUGGAGGAUUAGAUCAUCUUUAAAGUCCUUUUCAAUUUUAAUAUUUUGUUUUAUGAUCCAGUGUUACAUGUUCUAAUAAUCUAUCUUCUAAGGUUCCUUCUAGUUAUCAUGUUCUAUGUUCUAGGACAGGGGUGGGGAACCUGAGGCAUGGA